Dentiscutata erythropus is the source of this 465-nucleotide messenger RNA. The record is from the annotation of a GenBank genome assembly. NCBI's taxonomy places the organism in Eukaryota, Fungi, Glomeromycota, Glomeromycetes, Diversisporales, Gigasporaceae.
CUAGUUGAAGUUGAUCCAGUAAGCAAAUUUAAAAUUGUUGACGAGCAUGGUGCUAUUAUCUUACUAGUUGAGACUGAUGACAAUAGAAAUGUAGAGUUGGUUAUGACUAUUAAGUGCAAGGUAGAGGCACAUAAUAGUAGACUUCGGUCACUCUAUUCUUAUCUUUCUAGUAAUUAUCCUUCUAGUAUACAUAAAUGCUUAAUAUAUCUGAAUUUAUAUAGCUCAUACUUAUUCUAUAAUUCUUCUAUAGUUUCCCCACAAUAUACUCUAGACUUUAGAUUAAACAGACCUAACAAUAGUAAGGCUGGAUUAGGGCAGAUACAAAGAACUUAUAUACCUACAAAAUAUCUGCCAUUACCAUUAAUGUCCUUUAAAGAUGCAAUUAAUCGGCAAAAUACUCAAAGAGAAGGUGCCAUUAAAAUAGAACAAGAGGAAUCGGAAAAGGCCCUAAAGAAUUGUAGCUGA